Messenger RNA from Elaeis guineensis (African oil palm), 2100 nucleotides. The record is from RefSeq and is a predicted model, not a curated record. NCBI's taxonomy places the organism in Eukaryota, Viridiplantae, Streptophyta, Magnoliopsida, Arecales, Arecaceae.
AUGGAGAUCCUCAAGAGCAAGACCAUGCUUCGUUCCACUCUCUGGUUCCUGCUUUGGCUUCUGAGCUCCCAAACCAUGGUGUCAAGCAGGUGCUUCGGGCUCGAGAGGAUGGCGCUCCUUGCCUUCAAGGCCAGCCUCAACAACACCCAAAUUCGCCUAGCCUCAUGGCAAGGCCUAGACUGCUGCACAUGGAAUGGAGUCGGCUGCGACCAUGCCGGCCAUGUUGUGAAGCUCAACCUUCGGAACCCCUACAACUCCAUCAAUCAAAGCCAGUGGGCUUUGGGUGGUGAGAUCAAUUCAUCCUUGCUUGCUUUAAGCCAUUUGAAACACUUGGAUCUCAGCAUGAAUGAUUUUGGUGGAAUCCUCAUCCCGGAAUUCAUUGGUUCUUUCAAAAGGCUGAAGUACCUUAACCUCUCUGGAGCUGAUUUCAGUGGACUUAUACCCCCUCACCUCGGCAAUCUCUCCAGCAUCCGCUAUCUUGAUCUCAGUGCUGAGUCCACCUACAAGACCAGUGCUUAUAACCUUCAGUGGCUCACCCAUCUCUCUUCCCUGAAGCACCUCGACCUGAGUUUUGUGAACCUUUCUACUGCAGCAGAUUGGCUGCAAGCAGUGAAUAUGCUGCCUUCUCUGUCAGUGCUGCGUUUGGAAUCCUGUGGUCUUUCAGCCAUCCCCACUCAUCUUCCCGUUGUCAACUUUACAGCUCUUACAACACUCGAUCUUCUCGAUAACAACUUCAACUCUACCUUACCCAAUUGGUUGUGGAAUCUCAGCAGCCUUACCUAUCUUGAUCUUUCAAACAAUGGAUUCCAUGGUCCAAUUCCUGAAUCACUUGGAACCUUGACUAAUCUUCAAGUUCUAGAGUUAGGAUACAACAACUUUGAGGGUACGGUGCCGAGAUCAAUCAAAAACCUCUGUAGCUUGAAUACUCUACAGUUGUCAAGGAAUGGUCUUCAUGGAGAAAUUGCGGAAACAGUGCCAAGAUGCAUGUGGAGCAAUCUGAUAUCCCUGGACCUGUGGGGUAAUAAGCUAAGAGGGAAUUUGACCGGCUGGCUUGAGAACCUGACAAAUCUCAAAUUUCUUGAUCUCAGCAAGAACUCAUUUGAUGGCCCCAUACCUUCUGGGAUUGGGAAGCUCUCUAGCCUGACUUACCUGGAUCUAAGUUAUAACUCCUUUGAAGGUAUUGUAUCUGAAGCUCACUUUGCCAACCUUACUAGAUUAUACUUGCUAAUAUUUUCCUUGAACUCCUUGAUCUUGGAGGUAGACCGAAGCUGGGUCCCUCCUUUUCAACUCCAGAUAAUUGGAUUUCGUUCUUGUCGGCUGGGGCCCAAAUUUCCGGCAUGGCUUCGAUCUCAGAUGAGUAUCAUGACACUUGAUUUGUCCAACACAAGCAUCGCAGAUGCAGUGCCUGAUUGGUUUUGGAAUUCAUCUUCUUUGUCUGUUCUAGACCUAUCCAAUAAUCAGAUAACUGGAAACUUGCCAUUAACCUUGGAGUUUAUGACAGACUUAUAUGUUUUGGAGUUGAGCUCAAACCAAUUGGAGGGUCUGGUUCCAUCGCUACCAAGUGGCCUCCAAGUAUUGGAUCUGUCCAACAAUUCAUUUUCAGGGCCAUUGCCUCCAACCUUAGCUGCAAUUGGUGGAUUGAAAUCAGUUGAGUCUCUUGACCUUUCAAUGAAUGAGUUCUCUGGCACCAUUCCUCAGAGCAUCUCUACCUUGACUUCUUUAAGCCAUCUGAAUCUGUCCUACAAUAACCUGUCAGGGAGAAUUCCAACAGGGUAUCAACUCCAAACCCUGCUGGAUCCAUCCAUUUAUGUCGACAAUCUCGAUCUCUGUGGGCCUCCAAUUUCAGAGAGCUGCUCUAGCAAUGAAACAAAUCAUGGCAACUAUGAGGCAUAUGAAGAUGAUGGUGAAAUGUUAUGGUUUUAUCUUAGCAUGGUAUUGGGAUUUGUUGUGGGGUUUUGGGUUGUCUUUGGUGUCCUGCUGCUGAAGAGCACUUGGAGGAUUGCUUACUUCCGGAUGACCGACAACUGGUUUGAUAGAAUCUAUGUUAGGGUGGCUCUAACAAUGGCCAGGUUGAAGAAAAGGAAUAUGGAGGAAACCUGA